AAAACGCAGCUGUUACCGUCACCAAUGUCCCUUCCUCACAUCUCAUCUUAGGCUCAACUGGUGUAGGCUCUUUUCUUUCCUCAACAUUUUUCACUUCUUAUAAUCCCAAUUCUUCCUUUCAUUCAUUCUUCCUCAUUUUUUCAAUUUCUUCAAUUCAAUUGCCAUUCACUCUUUUAGAUUUCCGUAUGAAGAUUGUUCCUCCUCUUUCGGUAAAUCUUUGAAUCUUCCUUUUUUUAUCUUUUUUGAUUUUCGGGUUUUAUGGAUGUGAUCACUUUGAUUCGAUACUCUUCAUUGAAUCUUCAUGAGAUCCUCUGGUUUGUUCAUGUCUUCAUUUGAUUCUUCUUCUUCUUCUACUUAUACUUCUACUUUUAUUUGUCAAAUUGAUCUGUUUUUGUUCCUUUUUUCCAAUUACAGACGAUGGGUUCUCCUUUUCUAACCCUGGUUUUCUCCUUUUCUUUCUAUUAUUGCAAAGUUUGCCUUUAUUUCAAUCUGUAAGGGUUUCUUUUUUAUUUGGACUUUGAUUGAUUGGUAAACUAAAAGGAUAAAGAUUAUUCACAGAUUUAUAUCAAUAAUCAAUCAUGUUGAUGAUUUGUUUUGCUUGUUCUGAAAUUUGAAACCCUAGAUUUGGCAAAUUUAACAAGGGUUAAUAAGAAAAAUGGGGGAAACUUUAUUGACAACUUUAUCAAUUGAGAACUACCAUCCUUCAACUGUUUUGUCCAUGGAUUCAAGCUCAUCUUCUCAUGAUGAAUCUGACAGAGAUGUGAAUCGGGCGGUCCUCCAAUCAGGACCGCCCGAUAUAAAUCUCCCCUUAUCUGUGGAAUUAAGUGUUUUGCCCCAAUUGUGGAAUGAUAGUUGCUGUGAAAUGUUAGAUGUUGGUCUUGGCCCUCAAAUUACUGAGGGUGUCACAAUUGUUAAUGUGAAUGUCCCAAAAGUGGGUAAAAAAUGUGCUAAAAGAGUGGAUACUAUAUGGGGUGCUUGGUUUUUCUUUAAUUAUUAUUUCAAACCUGUAUUGAAGGAGAGUUCUAAGUGUAAGAUCACUAGGGAUAGCAAUGGCUGGGGUGGUUUUGACAAGUCUGACUUGAAACUUGAUGCUUUCUUAGUACAGCAUGAUAUGGAAAACAUUUACAUGUGGGUUUUUAAAGGGAGGCCGGAGAAUGCAUUGGGGAAGAUGCAAUUGAGAAGUUUUAUGAAUGGCCAUUCAAGGCAAGGAGAACGUCCUUUUCCGUUUAGUGUUGAUAGAGGGUUUGUUAGGUCUCAUAAAAUGCAGAGGAAACACUAUAGGGGUUUGUCUAAUCCACAAUGUGUUCAUGGGAUUGAGUUGGUUUGCUCACCUGAUUUUACGAGUUUAGAUGAGUGCGAGAGGAAGAGGUGGUUGGAGCUUACUGGUCGGGAUUCUAACUUCAUAAUACCGGAGGAAGCGGGUGAUUUUGGUUCAUGGAGGAAUCUCCCACCUAUGGAGUUUGAGCUGGAGCGUCCCGCUCUUUCUUCAAAGGGUACUCAAAGAAAGGCUGGUCUUGAUACGGGUUUGAGUUUCUCGUCUCAGGUGCCUAAGAAUGGCCUUAGUAAUGGGGUUAUGGAUCUUUCUCAUGUUGCUAAGAAACAAAGGAAAGAUUUCUAUUCUAAUGGAAGCAUUGAUAAUGGAUUUUUACGAAUUAGCUCGCAUUCGGAUAGCAUUUUGGAUGUGGAAUCCCAUUUGGUUGAACCAGCUUGGGCAGGCGAUUUUAGUGGGGUGAUGAAGAAUGUGUAUGGUCCUGUCACGGCUGCGAAAAGCAUAUAUGAGGAUGACAAGGGAUUCUUGAUUAUUGUUAGUUUGCCUUUUGCUGAUCUACAGAGAGUGAGAGUUACAUGGAAGAAUACUCCUACUCAUGGAAUUGUGAAAGUCUCUUGUGUUAGUACAGCCUGUACAUCUCUGAUUAAGAGACACGGUAGGACGUUCAAACUAACCGACCCUUUGCCAGAACACUGCCCACCCGGAGAUUUCAUUCGGGAAAUUCCUCUGCCUACAAGAAUCCCGGAUGACGCCAAGCUUGAAGCUUAUUGUGACGAAACAGGCACCGUCCUCGAAAUCAUGGUCCCGAAACAACAUGCUGUACUUGAAGAACAUGAAGUCCAAGUUUGUCUUAGGCCUUCUCCUUGGGUUUAAACUAGCUUAAUUUUGACUUGGAAGAAGCCCUAAUGUAAGAAUUUUACCCAUGAUUAGUAUCAACUAUCCCAGAAAUCAGCAUUGAUUAUCAUUACUAACUGUACUCUAUAAAGAAAUUGGGUUGAUAUUUACUUGUUUUUCUUGAUGGGUUUUAUUUUAGAUAUUUUCUGAUUUAGUGCCA
Molecule: messenger RNA, 2324 nt
Organism: Amaranthus tricolor (Joseph's coat)
Lineage: Eukaryota; Viridiplantae; Streptophyta; Magnoliopsida; Caryophyllales; Amaranthaceae
Exons: 1
Coding region: 656-2143 (495 amino acids)
Source: RefSeq, a predicted model, not a curated record